Molecule: messenger RNA, 1528 nt
Organism: Dendrobium catenatum
Lineage: Eukaryota; Viridiplantae; Streptophyta; Magnoliopsida; Asparagales; Orchidaceae
Product: BAG family molecular chaperone regulator 7
Exons: 3
Coding region: 150-1322 (390 amino acids)
Biological process (GO): protein folding
Cellular component (GO): plasmodesma
Molecular function (GO): protein binding
Source: RefSeq, a predicted model, not a curated record
AAGUUUUCUCGAGAGCAUGGGCUUGUUUCGUAAUUACCAUUCUACCCCUGUUUUUCACUUUAUUUUCCUUAAGUGAGCUCAACACUCCUCUCGUCUCCAUCACGAGUCUCACUCUCUGAAACCCUUGCGAUCGAUUUCUUCUUUUGGAGAUGAGCUUCUCGAGACGAUUCGAUCUGUUCGAGUCCCACACCCGCGGUACGAAGCCCUCUUUUCUCUUCCCCUCUCCGCUGGAGAUGGUGGAAGUGGAGUGGGAUGAGCAGGUAGGCUUUGCCCUCGACGUGCUGAGCCCGAGCCUCAGUUCUAAGUCCAGCUUCUUCGACCUAUCGCCCGUCCAUUCGUGCUUCUUCGACACGUGGGCCUCGGAUCUGGCCUCGAUAUCGUUUCAUCCUUUUGCCGCCGCUGUUCGCCGUGCGGAGACUGAGAUCCAGCUGCAGAGCCUGAGCAACCGCAUCGCCGCACUGGAGGUGGGGUUUGAUCGUGCGAUUGGGGCGAAGACCGAAGCGAGGGACCGGAAGUUUAAGUGGACGGCGGAGAUAAAGGGGCAGAAGGAGGGGGAGUUGGAUCGAAAGUAUAGGUUAGUGGCGGAAGCAAAAACAGGCGGGGAGAGGAGCGUGAAGUGGACGACGGAUGUGAAAGGGAAGGGUAGCUACACGUUUGAGGCGUCAACAGCGCCUGCCGCUGCUGCUAGGUCAAAGAAAGAGAAUGAGAAGGACAAGAAGGGGGAGAAGAUAAAGAAGAAGGGGACAGAGUCGUCUGCAAGACUGGUGGUGAUCGACGAGGAGCCGAACCCUGGAGAGAUCGUUAUCAGGAAGGCCUUUGCCAAGAAAGCUCUUGUUAGUCACAAGGGUAAGAGGAAGGAAUUGUCACCUCAAGAUGCUGCAGUGUUAAUUCAGGUGAACUUUAGAGCUUAUCUGGUCAGGCGUUCUCAGGUUAUUCGUGGUCUUCGAGAAUUGGCUGUUGCCAAAGCAAAGCUGAAGGAGAUCAGAUCCCUAUUCAAUAAUUUUUCUUAUCGACGGCGCAUAGCGAGGGACACAGAGGAACAACAGAGAUUUACUGAAAAAAUCAUUGUCCUCCUCCUAACGGUUGAAGCCAUUCAGGGACCUGAUUACAUGAUGCGGGCUGCAAAGAAGUCCAUUAUUGAUGAACUAGAGAUAAUGCUCGAGGUUGUGGACCCGCAGCCGGCGACCGGGAAGCUCGGUUCGCUUCGUCGGAGGAAGUUCGACCUGCCGGAUGGCGUCUUAAUUCCGAGGGAGAUAGCAAGGAAUGUGGCUCAGGUGGUGGAUUUGAUUGAUGAGCAUGGAGAAGAUGGAGCCUCUGCUUGAUUAACUAUGCAGCUUAGGAAUUUUCUGGAGUUGGAUGUGUAAGGUGAGUUUUUAGUUAAGGCUUUUAUGGUGGAAUUCUAAGUUAGUCUAAUUGAUCAAAAAGACUAUAUUUUGUUUCCUUUUAUUGUUUGAAACCUGUAGACUACUUUUUAAUUUUGAACUGAUCAUUUCCUUUAAAUGCUAGAAAAUUUGUUUUGCAUGUCUAA